AUGUCCACCAAGACCCCCGUCCUUACCGAUAAGGCCCCUAAGCCCCUACCUGGUAUCUACAGCCAAGCUAUCAUUGCCAAUGGCAUGGUUUUCUGCUCCGGCGCUGUUCCCAUGGACCCAGUUACCAUGAAAAUCAUUGACGGUGACAUCCAAGCUCAUACGCACCAAUGCAUCAAGAAUCUGACCGCAAUCCUUGAAGGCGCAGGCACCACUAUUGACAAGGUUGUCAAGGUGAACGUCUUCCUCGCUAACAUGGAGGAUUUCGCCCCCAUGAACGAGAUUUACUGCCAAUACUGGGGCGAUGUCAAGCCCUCUCGAACUUGCGUCGCGGUUAAAACUCUGCCUUUGAAUGUGGACGUUGAGAUUGAAUGUAUAGCAGUGUUGUAA
This is a messenger RNA of Colletotrichum graminicola M1.001, 387 nucleotides long. RefSeq names its product endoribonuclease L-PSP. The record is from RefSeq and is a predicted model, not a curated record. The coding region runs from base 1 to 387 and encodes 128 amino acids. Gene Ontology annotation, cellular component: cytosol; mitochondrion. Lineage: Eukaryota; Fungi; Ascomycota; Sordariomycetes; Glomerellales; Glomerellaceae. The transcript is spliced from 3 exons. Gene Ontology annotation, molecular function: deaminase activity.